UUUAUUCUGAGCCAACAAAAGACAGAUCAACUUAGAUCCUCUAAGUAACUGAAUGAGAGACAAUUCAUCCAAUUGCUUUCUAUUUGGUACUGCCUUAACUUUUUGGGGUAUCAUGUUACUCCCUGCUCAGGAACCUCAGUGCAGCCUGACGUCAGUGAGACUGUGACCAUUUGCAAGGAGAAGGAGUUCCCUUUCAUCAUCUUGCCUUUCCAUGGCAGCUGCUUAAACUUGCCUCCCCAAGAAUCAAAAAAAAGACCACCUCAUGGAAUUGACCAAGUGGACUCCUCAGGGAGGCCCCAACCAGACCCACGCCAGCAAUGUCCUGGGGCACCUGCUGAGGGUCUACAUGGAGGGGAGGAAUGGUACCAACUCUACCCGGGCCCUGAAGCUUCCAGAUGGGACCAGCGCCGCCUGGUACAUCCUCACCAUAAUUGGCAUCUAUGGAGUGAUUUUCCUCUUCCGGUUGGCCAGCAACAUCCUCAGAAAGAACGAUAAGUCCUUGGAAGAUAUUUAUUACUCAAAUUUGACCUCCGAACUGAAAAUAAAAGGACUCCAGAGCAAGGUAGCCAAAUGCUCCUCAUUGACCAUUAGCAACAGAGCUGUCCUGAAGCCGAACCAGGCCAGCCUGGGGCCCACGUGUGGAAACAGUGGACCCCAAACUGAAAUUCAAAGCAUCCCGUGA
Messenger RNA from Rhinolophus ferrumequinum (greater horseshoe bat), 682 nucleotides. RefSeq names its product small integral membrane protein 34 (gene SMIM34). Lineage: Eukaryota; Metazoa; Chordata; Mammalia; Chiroptera; Rhinolophidae. The transcript is spliced from 2 exons. Bases 263 to 682 code for a protein of 139 amino acids. The record is from RefSeq and is a predicted model, not a curated record.